GCUGCUAAUCUCUACUUCUCCCAGAUUGAAGAUCUUAUGUUCGAAAUGUCCAUGUGGCGUUGCAAUGAGGAACUUCGUGUUCGAGCAGAAGCUCAAAGGUGUGCCAAAAGGGAUGCCAAACACUAUAUAGAAUUUUGGAAACAAAUCCCUUCAAAUGAGCCAUACAGAGCCAUUCUUGGAGACGUGAGGGACAAGCUUUACAACACACGUGAGCGUGCGCGUCAGUUACUGUCCAGCGGCGUUUCAGACGUUCCAGAGGACGCGGUUUUCACUAGUGUGGACCAGGUGCGUUCUUUAGCUCUUCCCAGUGUUCUAAAAAAUCAGUCAUGCCUAAAAUAAUUGUCUUAAAUUUUGAUAUAUGUUAUUCAUAUCGGUUUAAACCGUUUUAAAUUGGUUAAAUUUAGUUUAAAUCGAUCUAAAUUGGUCUAAAUUUAUUAAAUCAAACAAUAAUUUCUAACGUAAAUCCACAAAUUA
Molecule: messenger RNA, 474 nt
Organism: Brassica oleracea var. oleracea
Lineage: Eukaryota; Viridiplantae; Streptophyta; Magnoliopsida; Brassicales; Brassicaceae
Product: phosphoenolpyruvate carboxylase 2-like
Exons: 3
Coding region: 37-339 (100 amino acids)
Biological process (GO): carbon fixation; tricarboxylic acid cycle; leaf development
Cellular component (GO): chloroplast; apoplast; cytosol
Molecular function (GO): phosphoenolpyruvate carboxylase activity
Source: RefSeq, a predicted model, not a curated record